UUUCGUGGCGUGCUAAGCUGCUGAAUUUAGGCAGCCAAACCGGGCUGCGACAUUGUCGAAUGCGGACGGAAUUUACACGAUUUAACGCGAUUUGAGGCCCUCUGGGCUUCCGGAAACAACUUGGAAAUAAACAUAAGGCUGUCUACUUUACAAUGACUAUUAUUUUGUUCUUAGUAGACACCAGUGCGUCUAUGAACCAACGCACAUAUUUGGGGACAUCAAUGAUCGACAUUGCUAAAUCCUCAGUUGAGAAUUUUAUGAAGAUCAGAGGGCGCGAUCCGAACAGUCGUUGGGAUAGAUACAUGCUUUUGACUUUGGAGGACCCUCCGCAAAACAUCAAGGCCGGAUGGAAAGAAAGUCAUGCAACCUUCACAUCGGAACUGAAAAAUCUUAUCGCAACAGGGGUAACAUCCUUGGGAAAUGCCUUGAAAAGUUGCUUUGAUCUCCUUAACGUAAAUAGAAUGCAAUCGGGCAUUGAUACAUAUGGUCAGGGAAGAUGCCCACACUAUCUAGAACCUGCUGUGAUAAUCGUUCUCACUGAUGGCGGAAAGUUGACUUCCCAUUCUGGUGUCCAGCCCGAGUUAAACAUUCCCAUGAACACAUCCUGUGUGCCGGGCCACGAGCUGACCAAGGAACCGUUCCGAUGGGAUCAGCGCAUCUUCAGCCUCGUGAUGAGGUUGCCGGGCAGCGUGCCUAUCGACCUCAGCUGCAACACCAUCAUCCCCUCCGCCACCAACCACCCUCUCGAUAUCAUGUGCGAAGUCACUGGAGGUCGUUCCUAUGCAAUCUACAACCAGAAGAUGCUUAACGGUGCAGUAGACAGUUUGGUAUCAAAGAUUCAGAAUGGAGUAGUGAUACAGUUUGAAAAAAUAGGCCCGGAUCCACCGCCAUUACAAAUUGAUCUGAUUAAACCUGAAAAUGGAUUAAUUGUAGACAGUAUGAAAGAAAAUCUCAGUAUGAAUGGGCAGAUAAUUCUGCUUGAGGAGGAGCCUAUCAAACCUGCGCUGUUGGCAUUGCCACAAUCUCAGUUGCCUAGCAACACAAGCUGGCACAACCUGCGCAGACUCAUCCUGGUGCCCAGGUCGGCACAGAAGGGCUACUCAGUGGGUCACUGGCCCAUACCAGAGUCCUUCUGGCCGGACAACGCGAAUAAUAUGCUGCCACCCAGGUCUGCCCAUCCGAAUGUCCAGUUUUCUUGUUCACCGUGUGAACCUAUGGUCAUCGAUAAUCUGCCCUUCGACAAAUAUGAACUGGAGCCGUCACCACUCACACAGUUUAUACUUGAGCGACGGCAAAUUAACACGUGUUGGCAGGUUUUUGUCAGUAACAGUGCCAAAUACAGCGAGGUGGGACACCCGUUUGGAUACCUGAAAGCCAGUAGCUCUCUCACCUGUGUUAACCUGUUUGUUAUGCCAUACAAUUAUUCAGUACUCUUGCCUUUGUUAGAUGAAUUGAUGAAAGUACAUAAAUUAAAGCCAACACCCCAGUGGAGGCAGCGGUUUGACAACUACAUAAAAACUAUGCCGGGAUAUUAUGCACAGCCAUUGAAACGAGCGUUAGUUCGGAUGGGGAUUCAUGGCCUUGUUCCGGACAACAUUGAGAACUGUCUUUCAUACAGUGUGAUAACCUACCUCAAGAAAUUGAAGAAUCUGGGAAAGAUGGAGAUGGACCGUCUGGUUGCCUCAGUGGGAUCAAAGGGUCCGUCACACGAGGGUAUCAAGGUCUGCUCCAGAAGCAAGACUUCGGUUCUGCAGCGUAAGGACUUUAGUCAGCUGUUGAAGAAUGUAGGCGGGAACCUGGCAUCUCUAAAGCAGGAGCUCACCGACUACAACACCUUCACAAUAGCUGUCCCAGAUAGAGAUGUGAAACCUCAACAGUUCAGAAACCCAUACGACAUUCCUAGAAAGAACUUGUUGGAUCAGAUUGCCCGAAUGAGAACCAACUUCCUGCAGACAUCGUAUUCAAGCAAAACCAAGCUCUCGGAUACAGAUGAGCUUCACAGCGUUCCCAUUGCUCAGAUGGGCAACUACCAGGAAUACCUGAAAAAGAUCAACGUGGAGUCUCCUUCCCUCCGACCCCUGGAGAGCACACCCACAAGGGUCCACAUGUUUGGAAAUCCAUUUAAAGUUAAUAAGAACAUCAUGGUGGAUGAAGCAGAAGACUCCAUGCUGGGCGGUCAGCAGUCCCAGAAGAAGAAACCGGUCCCAGAGAGUUCGCCCUUCUCUCUCGGACCCGAGAGGAAACGCAAACCUGGGCCUUUACCGAAGAUGUUCUCGUAUAAACGUUUAAAGACGGGACUGGAAGGUUCAUCAGUGAGAUUGAAAGUAGAGGACGAUGUAACGCCACCACUGUCUCCCAUAGCCGAGGUGUCAGAACCAGAGUCUGAUUCGGAAUCCAUUGUCGAAGAAGUGACGGUGAAAAUCAAAACAGAACCUGUUGAGAUUAACCAUGUUGAUCAAAAGUCACAUGACAUUUCAUUCACCAAUCAUGUGAAAGAGGAAGAAAAUGGACGUAGUAGUCCUGAGUCGCCUACCGAUGAAAAGCCAGUUGUAAAUCACAAACGAGACAAAGUGACUAUUAAAAAAGAUUCAAAUCCAUGGACGUUUAAUGAACACUUAAGACAAUUAGUUGUGACAGAAGUACGAAAACCUGGGAAAAAAUAUGAUCUGUUGUUUGAGCAUAUGAACAAAGUACAGGGGACAUUUGAAAUGAAGCACGCGUUUGUGAAAUGCAUAAUUCACGAGGCAGCAAGAUUCAAAAAGAAGAUUUUGAUAGAUCUACUACAACAAUUUGAAAAGUCUCUUAUUAAACAUUCGAAGACCCAAAACAAGCACAGAUAAUAUUUGUGCAGACAUAGUUGUUUGUGUCAUUUACCACUGUGUUCGCAUGUGUUCCAUUAUGACAUCAUCAAAACCUGUGAUGACAUCAUUAACUUACAUCAUCUUAUCCAUCUCUGUGAUGACAUCAUUGAAGUCUGUGAUGACAUCAUUGAAAUCUGUGAUGACAUCAUUUUCAUGUUUCACUUUACUAUUUUAAACCCAUAAAUGAUUCUAUUUAAAUGCUUACUUUGUUGUUUUUUUCUUAGAUUUUUAUUUUGUUUAAGCCACCAAAUCCAUAAAAUACAGUAUUUAAAAACAACAUUUUCUGAGCUGAAAUAUAUAAAGGAAUAAGGACGAAAAUCAUGAAAUUGCAUAAAUAUAAAUCAGGAUACACAAUUUUGAGAUUGUUUCAUAAUUGACGCCUUGUUUUUGUCAGUAAAGAGAGUAAUGUUUUGUUGUUAUCAAAUGAACGAAAAAAUAUAUUUUGGUAAUGAAGUUUAUUUGCCAUGAGGAAUAGGUGGCUUUAAAAAUUUGAAGAAAUGCAGCUUUUAUUUAGUAUAAUGAGGAAGUACUAGAUAUAUUCAUGUAUUUGAACUGAACUCUGUACAUCAUAUUCAGUUGUAUCAUUAUGGUACUUUGUCAAAAAAUGAAAAUGUAAGUUAUACCAAAAUUGGAUCUUUUUAAAUAUUUAAGACAAAUUUUGCCUUGAACAAUGAUAGUGCUUCGCUUUUCUACUGUUGUUAAAAACACAUUUUUGUGCUUAUUUAUUUAUUCAUACUCAUUAAAAGAAAUUUGAAAUCACAGAAUAUUGCCGUAUUACCGUACUGCUUGACUGUUUCUUCAUGGGUUUUACUGGGACAAAAAAAGUUGUUACCACUAAAUUCUGUUGCAUGAAAUGCGUUGGGAGGCAAUUUUUUUUCAUCAUAAUAAUUUAUUUUGACACUUGUCUAAUCUAAUUAGACAUCAUUGUCACCAUAAAAAAGCCUAAACCCAUCUUCAAUUGUUUAUAAAUUAUUUAUUGAACAACAUAUUAUUAACCAGGUUUUCUGAAGGAAAAAACUGGUUAUUAGAUUGGCGAAUGCGGGCGGGCGGGCGGAACAAGCUUGUCCGGGCCAUAACUAUGUCGUUCAUUGUCAGAUUUUAAAAUCAUUUGGCACAUUUGUUCACCAUCAUUGGACGGUGUGUCGCGCGAAAUAAUUACGUCGAUAUCUCCAAGGUCAAGGUCACACUUUGAGUUCAAAGGUCAAAAAUUGCCAUAAAUGAGCUUGUCCUGGCCAUAACUAUGUCAUUCAUUGUGAGAUUUUAAAAUCAUUUGGCACAUUUGUUCACCAUCAUGGAACGGUGUGUCGCACGAAAGAAUCACGUCAAUAUCUCCAAUGUCAAGGUCGCCACGACUAAAAAUAGAUUAAAAAAAAAAAAAAAACUUACAAAGGGGGUUAAUUUUUGUUUGUUUAUUUCAAAAGUUCAGUUUCAGUUUUCUCCCUUUAUCAGAUUUUUUUUUCACAAUGAAAACCUGGUUUUGUGACAAUUUUGUCCCUUGUUUUAGAUAGUUCACUAGUGUCAACAUUUUUGACGAUUUCAUUUGAUCAUAAAAAAUGUGACGACAUCAAAAUAACGCUUAACCUGCUGCGUGCCAAAUCCUCCUAAACAAGAUCAUUUUUUGUUGAAAAAGCAACUGUUUUGCACCUAUUCAUGUUAGAAUUCCUCAUGAUUCAGGACAGGCUUUUAAACUUAAGAAAUCACAUCCAGGCACUGUAGUUUCAUUCUGAAAUUCAGCCUCGAUUUGGGAAAAAAGGAAACCAAAUUUCCGCAUCAAAAAAAGAUGCGUAACCUCUUUAUAUGCAUUGGUAUUUGGAAUUAAAAAUCAAUAUAUUGCAAACAAAACAAUAACCAAAGAAUUCAGACCAUUAAUCAAUCAGUAAUGCUGAUUUCAAAGAAGUGUGUUUGUGCCUAACCAAGCAUGAAACAGAGGCUGUGACGUCGGAGAUCAUCUUUCACAGCAUGCCACUCUCAUCUGCAACAAAAGGCAAAUAAGUGAUUUGAUAACAAAAAAUGUCCUUGGGGCUUGUUUGUACGAAAUGGGAUGAGGGAGUGAAGAAAUAUACUCUUGUGAUGUUCCAAACAAGAUUUCUUGUAAUACACCUUACCAAUCUACAUUAAUGCUUGUAGCAAAUAAAUUCUCAAAACAAAAUCGCCACUUUUUACAAUUUGUUGCAUUUGGCGACAAUAGCGACUGUAGUGUUUACCACUGUUCCUUUAUGUUUAUUUAAGGCACAUAUUGACAGAUGAUUGCAUACACAUUUGCUGGGAUUUAAUAAACCAAUUAUUUAUUUACAAUAACAUUGUAUACAAGUUUGUUCCCUUGACGUACUUUGCAGUUCAGACCAGUAAGAGGCAAAUUACUCGUAUACAGUUUAGUAGGGCUCGAGUUUGCCUAACAGGAAGAAGUCAUCAUCGGCCACCCCAAGGCCCCCUUCCCUCCCCCCCCCUCACCCAGCGGGGUCUCCUUUGACCCCUACCUUGCCCUUUUGAAUUGCCCUUUGCAGCAAUGUUCAAUUCACAUAUAUAACACUUGUUAUAUUGAAAUAUGCAACAGGAAAAAAAAUGACAGCUCGCACAAGUGCCUUUUUUACACCAGGCCCUUUUAAGAUAAUGGUUGGCGCGCUGCAGUUGCGUAAGCAUGGACAUAUAAUGCAUAUUGUUUGAUAAGUUUACAAAUACGUGGUAAAUUUUAAUCCAAAAGUUAAUACAAAAAGAAUUGGGUUAUAUUAAAAAUAAAGCUAAAUGACAACCACAAAGUUUUCAGCUAUUGUUUUUUAAUUGUGCAGAUUGUUUGAACUGCUCUCAAAAUUUCUAAGAAUGUGCAACCCUUCUUGCAAUACUGAUGAUGAAAUAGUUUGCAAUCAAUCAAUGCAUAGGACUUAACUUGGUUUGCAGCUUUUCAUUGACUCUAGGCUUUUAAAAAGUAAGUUGCAGCUUAACAUAUACAUUGCCGAAUUCAUUCACAAGUAAUGCUUUUAUUUAAUGUUGAUGUAUUUGUUUAGGACUAUUGUAAUUAACUGUAGACUGUGAUAUUGUACAUAUAAUGAUACUUAUAAACAAGAUUGAAGCUAAUUUUUUCCAGGUUAUUCGGCCUAUACACCAUCUCUUAUAAACAUCAAGAAGUUAACUCUCUCAGAAACGCAAUACCUUUCUUACUACAUUCAAGUUUAAAAGACUUCAUAUCUGACCAAAAAAAUACUGAUGAGCAGCAAACAACAUAAAACCUUACCACACUACGAGUUACUCGCAGGCUGUUCUGGUUUUAUGCUGUUUGCACAUAGCCAUUUUCACUUUACUUCUGAGCGGGUUAACUCUUACAGUGCUGGAACCGAAUUUUGAAGGUCUUUUCAAACAGUUUGGAUCCAGAUGAGACGCCACAAAAUGUGGCGUCUCAUCAGGAUCCAAACUGUUUGCUAUUCUGAUAGUAUUCUUUGAAAAAAAAUCAAAGACAAUGCUAAUUUUAGAAAUUCCGCAGACGACGUUUUUGCAGACGACAAAUUUCCCAGCAUGCAAUGGGUGAAGACUAAUGUCAGGCCUUCACUUAACCUUUUAUGAAUUUUGGUCCUGGAUAACCCAGUUAAAACUGUUCUUAGACCUUUGCGCUUUCCUUAAUUAACUUGAACCCGAGAUUUUGUUUUAUGAUAAUUUUUUAAGUGAAAAAUCAGCUUCAAUCGUUGUUGUUUCUGUGUAAACAUGUGUGCAUUGUUAAGUGUUAAUGUCUGUCCUUCCAUUUGAUUUAACAAAACUGUUUAGAACUCGCUAUCUGUGGGUACAUAGAACUAAGAAGUAACUAUACAUUUAUAUUAUUAAUCAGCCAAUUAGUUACACUUUGGAGAUCUGAUGUGAUCCAAUAUUCUUUAAUAUUGUCUAUUGAAAUUGUAUAGUUAAAGUGCUAUUAUUAAAUUGUUUUAUUGGUAGCUGUAAUUGCUUUUUAACUGGUUAAAAUUAAGUUUGAAAUAGUUCUCUCCAAUUUAGGUAAUAUAUCCAUUAUGAUAAGAAUAAUCCAUCUCCCCACUCAAGUUGUAUGGUAACUAAGUGCAAUGUUGUGUAUAUGAGAUCAAGAAAAAGUUUUUGGUGGGGUGACCUACCAUAUUUCAUGCCAAUCCUCUAUGAUAAAAUAUGUCUUGCUAUGGGAAAACGGGGCUUAAUGCGUAUUUGUAUAAAGUGUUGUUCCAGAUUGACUUGUGCCAUUUGCACAGGCUAAUUGGGAUGACACUUUUCUCUUGUGGAAUUUUUUCGUUUCGGAGGUCUCUUCAAACAAAAAUAUAGAGGAAAGUGUUGCCCCUGAUUAGACUGUGACCACAGCACAGGCUAAUCUGAGACAACACUGUAUGCACAGGCUGCCAGGUGUUAAAAGAACGAGUCUAAUAUUGUUGAUGGUCUGACCUACUCGUUCAUGCCAACUCUAGAAAAUAAAUUCGAACUGUUACUGACAAUCCUAGGAACGUAAUAAAAUUGAUCUAAGAGAAUGAACAUCUUUUCAAAGUGUUGGUCAUAUAAUAAAGUUGAUUUAAAGUUGUUAACUGAACCAUAAAUUUGUCACCCAAGCACAAGUCUUUUCAAUGACAAAAGCAAGCACUAACUUCCAUCACUUUGCAAUAUUACAAAAAAUUUAAACAAUCUAAUUUUAGACGCUAGUUAACUAAUUGCAUGGAUGACAUUUGUGUACAAAGUAAUUAUCCAUUUAGAUGUUCAUACAUGCAUAUGUGUAGCAUUGCGACACAAAUUUGUCAUUCAAGCAGGGUUGUGAUAUCUCAUGAAUCAUCCCAUUACUUCCCCUUUUCAUGCCCAUUUUGUAUUGUACCAUUGUUAAAUGUAGUGUAAAUGUGACUGAUGAAUGCACUUGCUAUACUUUGGAGUUAAGACCUUAUUUUCAGUGAUUUGUUAGAACAGACAUUAUUAUUGAAAGUUUUUUUUUUUAACAAAUGAAGAUUUGACAUUUUGUUUAUGGCAUAUUUGUACCUAAAUUCUCUAUAAAUUUGUUAAUGAUUGUUACAAGGAACAUCUGGGUUUUUUUUUAAUGACAAACUUUGUUUCUUGUCUAUGGAGAAGAAUAACAAAUUAUCUUUUUAAAGAGCAACCAUGUUUAAAUUGCAUAAAUGUUUAAAUAACAUUAUUUGUGCUAAAUUUAUAAAUCAAAAUAAAAUUAAGUCUGUCACUGUAGUUUAUUUGAGCAUUGACUGUUUUUGCAACUAGAAAUACUGAUAAAUAAUUUGUUGAUAAACAAAGUUGAACACCCUGGUUAUAAUGUUGACUUUAAUGUUAAAACCUGGUUUAACUAAGUUACCAAGUUUUUUUUAAAAUAAAUUCUUUCAUCUUUGGCAUGAAUUUGACAGUUAAACUUGGCUAAAAAAAUGCAAUUGUGCGAGUCAACCAAUAUUUCUAGGAAAAAUGAAAAAGUAUUACUUAAAUGAGAUUUUCUGUGCAGAUCUUGGUGCGUUAGAACAAAUGUUUUUUAAGUGCGUCUGUUGUUAGAAAUUACUUGUUUUAGCAUGUCACUUUUACAGUGAAUCUCUGUACAUGUUAAUGCUGUUUUUACAGUUGAUAAAAAUGAAACAUGAAUUAAAACAAAUCGAAUUGCCA
Messenger RNA from Dreissena polymorpha, 8444 nucleotides. RefSeq names its product integrator complex subunit 6-like. Lineage: Eukaryota; Metazoa; Mollusca; Bivalvia; Myida; Dreissenidae. Bases 153 to 2840 code for a protein of 895 amino acids. The record is from RefSeq and is a predicted model, not a curated record. The transcript has 19 exons. Gene Ontology annotation, biological process: snRNA 3'-end processing. Gene Ontology annotation, cellular component: integrator complex.